Messenger RNA from Corticium candelabrum, 936 nucleotides. RefSeq lists its product as uncharacterized. The record is from RefSeq and is a predicted model, not a curated record. The transcript has 3 exons. NCBI's taxonomy places the organism in Eukaryota, Metazoa, Porifera, Homoscleromorpha, Homosclerophorida, Plakinidae. Bases 1 to 936 code for a protein of 311 amino acids.
AUGGAACAUUUUGAUGAACGUGGAGAGAUAGUUGACUUGGGUGAUCGAUUUGUCAGUGACAUGCAAUGGUUGUGUUACUUUGUCAUCGGUGCGACUCUUGCCGACAAGAAUUCUCCUGAUUUUUAUGUCAAGUUGCAGACCGACGACGACGGUACUGCAACAGUAGCACAAAUUGAGAAAACCCUCAAGCAAUUUAGUGAGAGCAAAGGAGUUCAAUUUAAUGAGGACGUGAUGUUGGCCAUCCGUGCUCUCUGUCACUUGGGUCUCAGUUUAGAACAUCCGAGCAGGAAGGAUAAAAACGGCGAUCCUCUUUACAUUUUUCCUUGUCAUAUUAAGAAGAGCAUGCCAGCGAGCGCCUGGCAGCAAGAUGGCGCUAAGCCAGUGCACGUUGGCCGUCGCGUUCAAUGCAAGUACUCGCACCAUCUCAUCACUCCGGGCUCUUAUCCUGUCAUUCAAUGCGAAGCCUCGAAGAGCGAAUAUAUGAGUGUAAUAGAUCUGUGGGAUGGUGGCAUGAAAGUGCAACAGAGGCUCCAUGAUGUGAUGCCGCGCCAUUUACCGGCAGAAGCGCUGGUACAAAUUACCAAUAAGAAGAGAGCCAUUCAGAGUAUGGAUGUGAUCGCUCGAGGUCCUCGCUACAGUGAAGGAGAUUGCAUGAUGUUGGUUGAGUCCGUUCUUGACCUCAUGAUGAAAGUAUUUGACAAGAAAAGUCCAGGAACUGUUUUAGAGACACAAUAUUUAAGUCAUGCUUCCAUCAGUCAGUACAGUGAAGCAAUCGUUUCUUACACUGAAAAAGCAGUCGAAACCGCUAAACGAGACAAGAAAACGGUCGUCACUCACGAGAAAGGAGAGGAUCGCCUGAUCGAUCUCGUUGCUGUUGAUUCUAGUCACAUUAUUCGAAUGAAACAAGAAACAGCCAAGCUGGAGAGAAGUGGGUGA